Molecule: messenger RNA, 567 nt
Organism: Aspergillus melleus
Lineage: Eukaryota; Fungi; Ascomycota; Eurotiomycetes; Eurotiales; Aspergillaceae
Exons: 2
Coding region: 1-567 (188 amino acids)
Source: RefSeq, a predicted model, not a curated record
AUGGAGUUGCCAGGGACGACGGACCGCAAGGAGUUCACGUCAUUUAAACGGAAACUGGCCGAGCAUUUCUCAACGGACUCGCUGUUUUUCGAGCACGACAGCUACAGAGUCCGGGAAGCGCUGCGGCACGUGUCGCAAAGUCUUACCGACCGCUGGAUGAUACACUCGCAGGGGACGGGCAAUGAAUCGUGGCUGCAGUUCCAUUCCUUUCUCUAUCAACAGCUGCCGACGACUCGGUAUAUAGCCAGCUACGCGGAGUCGCUCUAUCAGCACGCUCAAAAGCGAGAGAACCAAUCCGUUCACCAAUUCACGCGCCACCUCGGCGGCUUGGAGGCGGUCAUGCCACAUCUCUUUGACGAAGCCGAGCGAUCUCACAAGUUGUGGGAGGGCAAUUUGCCGGAAAUCUGCCAGAUUUCGGAGUUACAUCCUAACGAAGACUCGCUCCAUGCCUUGGUAGCCUCCUUGGAGAAGGCGGAGGCUUCGCUGCCCGAGAGGGUACGGGCACUGGGAGGAACCAUCCCCCCGAGAGGGCAUCCUAACAGGAGGUCGAAAAGACGACGCAGGUGA